CCGUUACAAGGGUGUGGCUACUGGGCAGGCAGACACUGCGGCCGCAAGCAUGUCGAACAACACAAGUCCGGUCACUGGUGUACCAGUGGCGCCCCUGACUUCGGUGGGGGGUGGGGUGGCAUCGGCAAAUGCUUCCAACAAACUCAAUCGGGAGCUGCUUCGAUGGCUACAGAGCCUAGACUUGGCCUAUUCGGUCAAAAACAUCAAACGAGACUUUUCGAACGGGUUCCUCAUUGCAGAGAUCCUGUCUCGGUACUACGACAAGGACAUUUCUAUGCACUCGUUCGACAACGGCAUCGGACUCAAAGUGAAAAAGGACAACUGGGACCAAUUGCUCAAAUUCAUGCAAAAGAUCCCGGACUUUGACCCGGUCGGCGGCAAAUCGUCCGCCGACGGCGUCAUGCACUGCGAAAACGGCGCCGCCGUCACAUACCUCGGAAAACUGUACCAAUGCUUGACCAAGCGCGAGCUCCAAACGGUGCAGCCUCGGCCGGUCGAAGAAGACAUCCCGCCGUAUGCAAAACCCACGGGGUCGACCCUCAUUCGGGAAAAGAUGCGGGGUCCAGACUUUGCCGAAACGAGCGACGAACUCCAAAUUGGUCAAAAGGCCCGGACUGUCAACGCUCGGCACGAGGAGACGCUGCAGCUGGAGCGGCUCACGGACGGCGGAGGCCCAACGUCGUCGUCCGAGCCCGCCAAGAUGGUGCGGCCUCGAAAGCAAAAGCUCGUGGGGGAAGAGUCGCCCGUAUGUACACACGCCGUGGUGAAAGAGGUGCAGAUCAAGACGAUUGACGACAAGAACUUCAACUUGGCCCAACUGCGCGCGAUGCGGGAAGCCAAUGCGUCCAUGCUGCCAUCAUCCGGGCAGGCCGAGUUUGGCUACGGUGUGGACCAGCUGGAUUUGGACGGCAUUCCUGACAAGGCAGGCAGCGUCAAGCGCAGGGUCAGUGAUUUACUCAACGAGUACAUCUCGCGCAAAUUGACGGGCACGGCCGUGUUGAGCCAAAUGGAUGGCCGAAAGGACCGGUUCGAAGGAUUCUUGGACGCGUUGUGGACGGGCGGAAUCAUCAACGACCACGACGCUGCGGGGGUGCUAGAGCAGGUGGUCGACCCUGGUGGCGUCCUCACAGGGGCUUUGAUGGAAUCCCCAAAAGACUUUGCCAAGUUUGCAGGGUUGUUGCAUCCAUGCUUGAAUGACCAAGCCGAUGACAACCCGAUUUUCCUCGCCACGGUCAAGCUGUACACGACGUUGGGCAGUCAAGCCGUGAAACGGGAUGCCAACGCAGCUGCAUUGCUAUUGUCAGACUACGCCUUGCCCCGGCUUGCUGCCUUUCUAACGGCAUGGCCAUCGAAGCGACAUGCACUGUUGCGGAUUGUGUAUUCGUUUUCCGCGCCAAAGGUGGUGGCCCACAUUCAAGUGAUCAAACGCCUGCGGGAGGCCCUGCCUGUCAUGGAAGUGUUCAUUGACUGCAUCAGCCUUCUCCUGGGUCUCGAAACCGAACUCGACGAUACUCUCGCCGACUUGUACUAUUACUACUGCUGUAUGGGCUUGGACUUGCCGAACGAAAAGCUUCGCGCUGCGUGCUUGUCAAUGCUGCCCCGGUUUUUAGCUUGGCAACCGGCGCUGACCGUCGACUUGGUCCUGCGGGUCUCCGCCUUUAGCACGUGUCAUGCAUGGUGGGAAGUGAAGGCCCAAUUGAUCAUCGUGGCGUCGGCAGUGCUCACGCAUCUGGCGACCCAGCCCCCGUGCGACCAACUCGAUUAUGCUCUAACCAUCUUGCAGCGCGAAGUGACCCCCCACGUUCCUGUGAGCCUGCGACGUCUUGGCAUUGCACACAUGGGCAAAUUGUUGUGGCACUUUCAAGAACUCGUUCCAACAUAUGUCGAUGUCCUUCGAAGUCUACCGUUGCAUGUGCUCCAAGAAGCGGUGAGCAUCCCAAACGAAGAAUUUGUCGGCACGUUGCCACUACAAGGAGGAUCUGGAGCGUUGUAUCAUUUGCCCGUGGUGCGAACUGUGUGGGACUCGUCGGCCAUUGCCAAGCAAGUUUACUUGGACUGCAACGACGCGUCGACUGACGAAGAUGCCCACCACCGCCAUCAUCCGCAAAGCAUGACCAUCUUGCAAGUGUGCUUUGACCAAAUAGCGCGCGAACAAGCCCCCGAGCAUGUGAACGAACUAUUUGCGUGGACGCAGUCGAUGAUCGUCGCUGGCCUCGACCACGACCAUUCGUGCGAGUUGGGGGUACGUACCUUGUGUUAUACAGAGCUAAAGAGGGAUACAUUAGACGUGUUUUACAUCGUUAUAGGUGGCUAUUCUGUCCACCGUCGCCUUCUACUCGUCGCCAUCGAUCAACGUCCUGGACAACCCUGCCAUGGACCACGCGUUGGCUCGACUCUGUGCAAACGAUCGCGAGGCAUCCCAUAGAGUGGACAUCGUGGCCCAGUUUUUGCAUCAGUUACACGUCAGUAACCACGCAAGCGCAGUCAAGGCCACCCUCGCGAAGUUGAAGGGCAGUGUCCGCAGUUUCAAGGACUCGGGAUUCGCCAUAGCUGUACAAGACCUAUUGGAAGGAUAAGCAUAAAUUGUACCAGUAGUAUACGUACAAUAGGCUCUUGAUCAUAUUACAAAUGUAAUACUACCAUACUUUACGAC
Messenger RNA from Aphanomyces astaci, 2653 nucleotides. RefSeq lists its product as hypothetical. Gene Ontology annotation, biological process: regulation of cytoskeleton organization. NCBI's taxonomy places the organism in Eukaryota, Oomycota, Saprolegniomycetes, Saprolegniales, Verrucalvaceae. The record is from RefSeq and is a predicted model, not a curated record. The transcript has 11 exons. Bases 50 to 2425 code for a protein of 791 amino acids. Gene Ontology annotation, cellular component: axoneme. Gene Ontology annotation, molecular function: microtubule binding.